CGACUCUCUAUGAAUAAAAGAUUACUGAUUUAAUGUAGAAACAGCUGAUUCGAAUCUGUGUGUCAAAAGAUUCCAAAAAGCUAUGUGUAUUAUUUAUUUUUCAUAUAUCUGAAUUUGAAUGACUUAAAAAUUGUAAAAUAAUCAAUAUUGAACAAAAAUAUGUCUUACCGAUACGGAAAUUUCCAACGAAAUGAAGUCUCCUGGCGAGUUGUAUUGUAUUGCAUACAUUUUAAACUUUGUUCUUGUAUUAGAUCAUGCCACCUGUAAAUUGUUGUUAUAAAAUUUCUGUUAGCAAUUAACAAUGGCAGAUACUGAGAAAAUAUUUGUUUGUUCUUCAUUUGGAUGCAAUAUGAGUUUUGCAGAUGAGGAUCAGUUAUUGGUUCACAAGAAAAAACAUGAUAUGAUAUUAAAUCUUGGAAACAGUUCCAAGAAUAGUGGUUUUGUUGCAGACCAAACACCUACGCCAACACGUUUCAUCAGAAAUUGUGAAGAAGUUGGAUUAUUUCAAGAUUUACAAAAUGUAAAUCCUUUUGAAGAAACUUUUAGAAGAGCAGUGGAAUCAGGAAAUACUGGUACUCUUACGGUACCAGAGGCUGGACUUACAGAUGAUACUCUACACACACCUCAUAUAUUUCCCCAUAUUGCAGAUGUAUUGUCUAGUAACAAUCAAAUAUUAUCUGAAAACUCUGUGCCAGAAUGUAGCAGCAUUUCAAUUGAAAAAAAUACAGAAGGAAAAACUACCAUUGAUAAUGAAGUUUGUACUUCUGUGAAACUUAGUGAAACGGAAGAGCAAAAUUUGUUAAAAGAAAAAUUUGAAUCAAGUGUUGAACGAAAUGUAACAUUAACAGAGAAUAUUAUCGAUCAGGUUACACAUACACCAAUAAUACCGAAAGUUUUACAAGAACAAUCCAAUUCGCAAUUGUCGUUUAAUGGUGAGGAAGUUCAACUGUUGCUAAAAACAGCCGAUGGAAAAUUAAUGCAAUUAUCGGCGAUUCCACUUUGUGAUUCUGUUGACACGACAAAUGUACAAUCUUUGAAACAACAAACAGUUGUUAUAAAAACAGAACCUCUUCUGCAAUGUAAUACUAGAUUACAGUCCAAAAAACCUGCUAUUUCUACAUUGUCUCUAGCAAAAAUGAAAUUAAAACAAACUUUAACAAAAACUAUCGGUUCGCAAAAUCAAAAACCCAAUGGUAAUCUUCGGAAAGAUGAAUUAAAUAAUGCGAAAAGAGAAAAUAGAAGUAAAACGAUAGAGGAUCAAUUGAAAAAAAAAGAAAUUCUUGAACGUAAUCGUGCUAGCUCCAUGAGAGCAAGAGCGAAAAGGAAAGCGUGGAUACAACAACUUGAAAGAACGGUCACUAAUGUAAACGAGACGAACGUAGCACUCCAGAUGGAAAUAAAGGUUUUACGAACGGAAGUUGCUAAAUUAAAAACACUUCUAUUGGCUCAUAAAGAUUGUCCAGUUACAAAAGCAAUGCAAAAAGGAAAUGGUAUAAUACUCGGCCCAAAAAUAAUAUCUGUAAAUUCAGACACUAUAACCAGUCCAAUUCCAGUGACAUCAACAAUGAAAAGAUCUACUUUUUCUUCCACGGAAGUGCCUAUUAUGCCAAAGAAAAAAUUAUCUUUGGCACCAUCAAAAAAUCCUAUAAUUUUUCCAAAAGUAGAUUGCAAUACAAAUCUAUCGAUUCCUAAUGCCACGUUAAUUAAAACUGUACCUACUCUGAAGAUUAUGAGUGUCAGUCAACUCUUAACAGAAAAGGAAGAAACAAAGCCAAUUUUUAUCAUGCAAAAUCCAAUAAAAAAAAUAGAAAAUUCCACUAGACAAAUAAUUCAAAUAAAUCCUAAUUACGAGAUUGAUCAAAGCGCAUCAAAGAAUAACGAAACAUGAAUGUGAUAAAAGACAAACAUUGUGCGAUAAUCGUUAAAUGAUUACAAUUUCAUUGAUAUUUUGAUAAAAAAAUGACAUAGAAUUAGAAAUAUAAGUCGAUAUGUGUAUAAUGUAGAUAUUAAAAUGUUGCGCGUUGAAAUUAAAUUAAGUAAAUUUUGCAAUGUUGAAUGAUAUUGAAUUUCUGAAUUGUUUCUGUAAGUUAAAAUCUUGCUUGAAUUAGAAAUGACAAUCAGUGCGAGAAAGAUCAGAAGGAGAAGGGAAAAAUGUGCAGAGAAUUUUGACUAUACUUUAAUAGUUGAAAAAUAGUAUAUGGAGAAUUUUCUAUUUUCAUAUGUGAAUGAUACUCCAUAUCCAUGUAUAUAAAUCUAUGAAAGGAAUCUUGUAUUUUUUAUUUAUUAUAAUAAAUCCAAUAUUUUCUUGCAAUGCGUUUACAUUCUUUAUUUUAUCUAGUCUUGUCAGUUUUAUAAAAGUAACAAUAUGUAUAUAUAUUCUUCUUUCCUUUUUAUCAUAUAUGUUAUAAAUAUAUUACAAAUUUAUUAAAUCAAUAUAAAAUUAUACAAUCAUAUAAAUUAUAAAAUUAUAAAGCCUUCUCAUACAUACAAUAUAAUACAACACAAAUCGUACAAUUUUUCCUCCAUAUCGGAUGUUAGAAGUCUCACGAUGAUUCUGUGACCCUCGGGCCCUUAUCAGUUCUCCGUCCAGUCGUCUAACAAUUCUACACCGGACAGGAGAAUGAUAAGGGGCUUUGGGCACGAAACGCCUCGAAACUCGAGGCUACCUAAAAACUUCUUUUACUCGAUAAUAUCCAUCAUGUCCCAUCUAUACAUUCCUGUAAAUUUUGAAAAAGGAUACUACUUUGCUCAUCUUCCGAAGAGUAUUGAUUUCCUUCUUCUUACAUCGAUCGUACGUUUCCCUUUUCCUUCGUUAUCAUCUUCUUUUUCCCUUCGAAUAAAUAAGUAGCAUUGAUAGAAAGAAUUGAUCAUAUUUUUCCAUCCUGAAUGGUAUCCAUUUUAUCGCGUAAUUUUAUCUAAUCGCUGGAAAAAUUUAUGUUUAUCCUCCGAUUACAUAAAAUGUGCCGAGUUAGCUCGCGACCGAUCUCACAUUUUGUGAGCGAGUUUACGCGUCUCUCUUAUGGUAGGAUAUUACAAUGGUCAAAGAAAGAUAGCGAAACCAUGCUGAAAAAGGCCUGUUACUUUUUCGACAAAUAAGAUUUCCGUCCCUUGAGUCACCACCAGUGACUCACACGCCCAGAACACAACGAGCCAAGUGAGAUGUAACUGAAUUAUCGGUUACUAGGUAAAUACCAACGGUUUUCCUACAUCGAUAAGUCGGUUCGACAGAAGAGAGGAAAACAUUCUUUUCUUAUUUCAACUUAUCAUUCACGAAAAAAAAGAAUUCCCCUGAAGAAUUUCAUCUGGAUAUGGUAUAGAAACAAAUCGAGGAAGAUACUAAGAGAUAUAAUUAUAAAUCGAUUUUAUGUAUGAUCGAUAUUGUUGUAUUAAAAGAAAUGAAGAAAGAGACUCGAAUUGAAUCAUUGCUAUAUUUAUAAAUUUUUCUAGAAAACGAUAUGAAUUAUAUAUUAUAAAAUACAAGCAACAUAAAUAAUUCGAUCGUAAAAUGAAGUGGCACUGAUGUUUGUUUGGUGCAAUGAUUCAAACGAGUAUCAAGCGUUACUUGUGAUUCCAACGAGGCAUAUCAUUCUUAGAACCCUUAAUGCUUCCAUGUUUCCCGCUUCCAAGUUGUGGACGGAAAUAGAUCAUGUCGCCCCUCGCGAACACCCGACUUUUACGGCCCUGAAUCAAACUCGUAUGGUUAUUAUACAACAAACGCAAUCUUCUAACCUUGGUCCAGACAGAGCAAGUUUCUUUUCGAUGUCCGCAGGAAAUCAUGGAUUGUGAUCGUACAUUCUGCGAACGACGCUUUUAAUUCUCGAUAGACAUUAGGAACGUGGUCUUGAUCAAUUUUAAAACCUCGACGAAUUAUCUUUUAAAACAUUCCACUUUUUAAUACAAAUAAUAAGCCUGAUUUCUUUCUUUCUGUGUGAGAAAAACUAAACUAAUACCUAACGUUUUCGAGAGUAUAAAAUAUUUUACAAAACGUUCAUCUUGCACGAACAUGUGAAAUUAUAUCCAAAUACGACGAUGAAGAGUUAAAAAAUUAAAAAAUAAACCUUCUUCUUCUAAAUAUAAAGAAUAAUGUUACUUGGACAUUUCCAGGAAAUACCGAUGGUAAAGAGAUUGUCCUUUAUGGGGUUUCCAACGAUUAACGGCCCGUGACUUAAUUAAUAUCGAUCUUAUUGACAUCAAUUUGUCGUAGUAGCAGUAAAUUCAGAAAUCAGUAGUCAGACGCGAACGUGACCCACUUAUCUACUUCGCUAGAUUUUCUUUCAAUUUUCUCCUUGAUUUUAACGACGUUAUCUAAAUAUCGUAUAAAUAUUUAAAUAUUAUCACAUUUUGUUUUAUAUUAAUUAUGUUGAAAAAGAUACUUUACGCAUGUCUUUUUUUAAAACUGAUUUCAAAAGAUUAACAUUAUCGAAAAUAAAUAUUUCUAGCUGUAUAAAAUUAUCUCUCAAAGUUCAACAGUUCAAUAGUAAUCCACGUAUAUGCAUGCGUUAUUUUUCUUAGAAAAGUAAAAAAUAAUUAUAUAUUUUCUCCUAAACUUCUUAACAAAUCCUGCUUUAAAGAGGUUAAUCUGAAAUACAGUUCUGGUAGUCAAAUACUACUUUCCUAGAUAAGCACGCGUUAUCUAUUAAUCCACGCAAUAUACGUAUAUAUAGCUUCUAAAAUUGCCUUGAUAUUUUAAUCUCGUACAAUCGCUUAUACAUAUAAAAAAUAAUAUAUAACAAUUCUGCACAUUAAAUCAUUAAAUAAUUUUCCAUCGAUAUUGUGAAAUCGAAUUGAUAAUGUAGCGUCGAUGAAGAUAAAAAUGUGUAUUCUAAACAAAAUAACAACGAUUCACAGAAUGUCACAGAAUUCUUUCGUAAAGUUCCAGAAACACGUGUCAGGCCACGUGUUUUCUAAUUCGUAAAUUUAACAAGAGGAAUUUAUUUAUAAGCUCGAAGAGAAAUUAUUUUUGAAGAUCAUACAUGAUCAAAUGCACGGCAUGAAUAUUACGAUUAUUUAUAUUCUUACUUUUUUUUUCGAAACGAACCUCAUAAAAAUUCACGUACCGCCGACAUUUCCUUUGUUCCAUGCCGCGGAACAAUUCUUCUAUUUCCGAAAACAAAGUAUCACGAAAAUUACAUUAGAAACGAAGAAAAAAAAUUUUAAAAUCGUCGUUAAUUUUUCAACGAGAUAAUUAAUCAUUUUGAUACAUUCGUGACGUAAAUAAGAAGAAUAUGUAAAGGACAAUGAAACGAUGGACCGAGAAAGAACAUUAUCCUUAACAAAGAAAAAAAUAAAUGCUACGAAAUAUACUUUUCGAAAGAAUUUAGUAACACAUAUACGUGUCAGAUAAUGAAACCACGUACUAACGAGAUAAUGAUAAUGGAUGUGCGCGAUUAUACGAGGAUAUCGGCGAAAUGAAAUAAACAGCGUGCAGGGAGACGACCGCGUGAUUUUACGCCCCUGAGUCUGAGACAAUAUGUGGUCCGAUAGCCUUGAGACAUAAGUCUGCUUCCUUUUAUUUUUACAUCUGACCCGAGACAACGACAUUCUUUCGCGGCAAAAUCGGUUCUCUUUUCCCUCACGAUCAUGCUCCUCGAAGCCCGCCACCGCGAUACGCGAAUGUCCGAUAAACGCUCUACGAAAAAACGACUACCUCGUUCACUGGCUCACGCGCUACUGACACUACUACAUCACACGAUAGAUCUCAUUUUCUCGCGGUUCAUCACGAACAAACAGAUCGCCACGCGACUACACACUCGGAUGAUACCGAAUAAAUUUCUAACCUCCUAUCCCAUGCAGACUGGUCUUUGACCGGUCACAUGGCGCGAACCGGAGAGCGACCGAUCGAUCUGCGUCCAAAAUACCCCGUACUCUGCUGCUCUCCCUCUAACUUCCCUUCCUCUCACUCUGUCUGUCGCUCGGCUGCUGGCUCGUGUCUUCCUCGCGUUUCUCCUUGUCGUCGAAAAUCUCUCUACGCGUAUUUUCUCCACGUUAUCCACCGAAAAUCUGGUUAAACGAAAAUGCACACGCUCCUCGGCAAAUAACACGAUGCGCGUAGUAUGUAUCUAGUUCGAGAAUAAGCCGCACCGCGAGGAAACACAGGCGGCGAGUAUCUUUUUUUCUCCUAUUCUGGCUGUAACGCGUGCAAGAGAGAGAGAACUCGAACGCAGCACAGAGAGAGCCAAUCGUCGAGGACCCACGUAGUCGGAUGCUGAUGUAACGGAACCGGGGAUUGGUCGCCGCGUACUCUCGUCGCAAUGCUCGUGAAUCAUCGAAAGAUAUCGAUACCAACGAUGAGCACGCGUCACGAAAUGUGUCUCGCGCACUACUGAGCCAUUCUACGAUCGGAUUCGGACUUUUCGGGCCGGUCACUCUUCGCCAAACGCGAGAGGGGAAAGAAGCGAAGGCGGUUGCCUCGCUUUAGCUCCCGUUCCUCGUCUCUGUCGGGCACACGCGUGGCGCCAUCUUUGAAUUUCCCUCUCUUUCUCGCCUCUCCCCUUCUCUGUUGCGCUGCACAACCUCUCUUCUCCUCGCGCCCCGAUCACGCUCAUCUCUUUUGCGCGCGCUUCCACAGAUGCUUCGGAAGGCACCCUGUACUCGAGCCAUCUCUCGGAUUUUGAUUUUUGAUUUUCCCAUGGAAUCUUCUGAAUUUUCAUUGGAGGAAAGGAGACGCUCGACGAGGCAAGAAUUUCAGAGAGAAGUGGAUUCUGCGGCGAAUGGCACGUGCUUUGCGCGUCGUGUGGAGGAAAGAGGAAUCCCAUUGAUUCUUCCUCGGCGUGAGAAUCUAAAAGAUUUACAUCUAUGAAAUAAAUUUCACGCGACGCGUUGUAUAUGUUACGAUUUUAGUUAAAGAUUUUUUUUUUAAAUAAAAAAGAUUUUUGGAAGAAAGAAGAAGGAUGAGGACUCGCGCCAAAGAGGCAAAAGAAAAAUAAAAAAGAAUAAGCUCUUCGUUCGAAUUUACCGGCUAUCGUUUCGCGUGGGUACUGUGACUAUCCCAUUCGCGGUUUUAAUUACGUAUUUAGACCGAACUUUUCCCUCUUUCCGAUGAUGUCCUUUCGAGCUAAUUAAAAACCGCCUCGAGUGUCUCUCUUAAUUCUGAUGGAAGCUCGCCAGAAGUUUGCUUUUCAUCUUGGAGAUCGCGUUCCUGGCAAUAAAGGGGUUGCUACGACUACUUAAGCGCACAAUUGAUGGUAAAAAUCGCAGCCAAAUAUCCGAAUACGGAUGCAAAUACAGCCGCCAGGCGCAAGAGGCGGAAAGAGGUGGAGAGAUAACGGGAACAGAGAUAGGGAUUUGACUUUUUUUUCUCUCUUUCUUUCUUUCUUUCUUUUUUUUUUUUUUUUUUUAAAUGACCCAGUGAAACGGAUUCAAGGAUCUUGGACAAAUUAGCGGAUAAAUUAGAAAUCGUUGAUGGUGGAGGGGGAUAAAAAAAAAAAAAAAGAAGAAAAAAAGGAGGCAAACCGAGUCCAAGUACAAGACCAAGUAAGUACAAUGAAAAGCUAACCGAGAGGGUGGAAAGCAGAUACUAACACUGGCCCGUGGAACGAAGUGACUCGAUAUCGGGGAGUGUCUCGGCGUUAGCCCCGAAUUAAUUCGUUGGGGCGGCUGGGGGAUUCUCCAUUACCAGCGUGGAACGAGCAGCAGUAAAGUGUUCCGCCUUAAAAAGAAUACCUUCACCUCCGUCUCGUCUCGUCUCGUCUCGUCUCGUCCCGAGGAAUUGCUCCUUCCUACCACCAUCCUCCUUUCUCUCCUCGAGCUCUCCCUUCCCCACCCCUCCAUCUUCAUCCCUUGCUCCUCUUCCUCGUUCCACCGGCAGCAAAACGAAUUGUCUGAAAAAAUUUGAAAGAAUACCCUGCGCGUCUAAACGGGCAUUAAACGGUAGAACAGUCCGUUUCCACGAUAUUCACGCGCCACUCGACGACGACAAUUUGCGAGCUGUCGAAGGCUGGAGUGGGCGGGAGUACAGCCAAAAAUAUCCCGCGACGUUCAACUCGAUCCCUCCUACAAUUAAUCGUUUCACGAUUUACCAGCAGAGAGAGAGAGAGAGAAAGAGAGAGAUUUAAAUUACUUUUGUCGUGGGUCGUUCUUUGGCCAAGCUUCCGACCUCGCUGUGCAUUACAUUCGACUCACGCGAUAAAGCGCAGAAGCCCCAAUGAAACUGGACCAAGUGAAAAGGAAAUAAGAUUCAAUUAAACGAGACAGUUAAUUGGACAAUCUUCUUCCCCUAUUUACGGGGGAAACCUUGCGGGCUCGAGGUUGGCUCGUUCGACAUUUGCAACGGUUAAUACACUGGUAAUUACAACUGUCGCAAUUACCACGUAGUCUCCCCAUCGGUUGCCUCCUAUUUGGAAAAUCCACGGAUUCGUCGCCAGGCUUCCUUGAAUGAUCGAUAGUCCCCCGAUAAUGUCCCGAGUUAAUGCCAUAACGGGAGGUUCACUAGGAAGUUUCUGCCUUCUGAAAAAAUAGCUGAUUAUUUCUUGAAAUAUUUUUCUCCCCGAUAUCGAUCAUCGGCUGGCCAUUUCGUUCCUUUUAUGGCGGCGUAGCAUUCAGACCAAGGACCCGUAUUCGAGAAGGAAAUAACGUUGUCCAUGGGCACACGUGUCGCGCAAAGGCCGAUCUCCAAGUGCCUAGACUACUACCUCCUCGUCUACCUCGUUGCGGCCACUGCGAACCAUAGCUGGCCUGACGUUCCAUAAGUGUCGGACUAAUUAUAUUCCAUGGCCGGUGACCUUCGCUCGUGCCAGCUGUUUUCUAGAUCUGUAAACGCACGAGAAAAACGACACUGGUUAAUACCUUGUGUGUCGGAUUUUGUUCGCGUGAAAAUUUAUUGAGGUUUCCUUUUUCUUUUUCUUUCUUUCUUUUUCUUUUUUUUUGAAAUUUGAACGACAAAGAAGAAGGAAAAAGAAUCGAAGAAAGACGAGACAAUCGAUCGAGAGGAGCAGAAGAAUAUUCAACAAUAAAUUAUAAGCACUCUUUUUUGAACGUUUUAAAAGAAUUGAAUACAGUACAGCGAAUCGAAAGAAUACGAAUACGAUUCAGAUCAGACACGAGUCUGUUGUCGUUGCGUUUCGAGGUUGCCUUUCCGAGAUAAUACUUGGAAACGAUUUGAAACCGCGCGAUGACUGAUGCGAUUGAAAAUUUGCAAGAGUGAAUAUGCGGUGAAUAUUCCCGUCGCAGGGGACAGAGAAGAAUAGUGGCGAAAGAGGGGAGAGGAGGGACAGGAGGAGGCCGCAUUGAAACAUUGUGGACGAGAUAAGGCCGGAAUUUUCAGUGCGGAUAAUGUAAAAACUCGGGCUACUCGGUGUUCUCGUUGUAAUAAUCACGAAUGGGGAAGAGAAAGCUUUUAAUCUUCCGCGUAUAGGUUUCGAAAGACGGGAAAGGAAAAAAGUGAAAAAGAGAAAGAGAUCUAUGACCGGGCGAGAUUGGUGUGAAGGGAGCAACGAGGGAUUGGAAAACGAAAAAAAGAAGGGAGGAAAGAAAGAAAGAAAGAAAGAAAGAAAGAAAGGGGAAAAAAAGAACGGAGAACAAACAAUCGUUAACCGUAUUUACAUAAUGUUUCAACGGAUCGUGAAUAUCACGCGGCAGUAUGACCGUGUUGCACCCUGCUCAUUUUAAUUAACCUAUUCUGCUUUUCAGCCACCAGCUGGAAAUGUAAUUAUUUAACUUUCGGCGCAUCUUCCAUUCGCUUUCCCCCGCUGAAUAAUUAAACCAACUUUUUUUCUCGACGCGCGUUUAGCGUACACGCCGCACUCUGUUUGCACCCUAGAUUUCCACUCUUUUCCCCCCUCGUUUUACCCGACGAAAUUCGCCAAAACCAAUAGGAAACCGAGCCGUGAAACGUGCGCCAAUUAUCCGAUAAUUAUUCCACGUUGAUCCGCGAUAAAUAGGCUUUGAUCUAUGCAUCUCGUCGAGAUGAAAUACAAAUCAAGAUGCAACUCGAGAAUCUCCGAAUCGAGAAUCGAGUUUCCAACUUUCCGAGGAAGGAAUUCUUCUCGAGCAGAAGACAACCGAUAAGAAAUUGGAGGAAGCGUCGUUAAAUCGAAAAAAAAAAAAAAGUUAAAAUAUUUCCAAAAAGGGAAAAAGGAUCGAGGAAGGAUUUAUCCUCAGGGUGUGUUUCGAGAGUUGGAGAAAACAGGAAGGUCAAGGUUAAACUUGAACACCAUAUGCACAUAUUAUGGGUACAAUUUCACCCUGCCGCGUGUUUCUUUUCUCACUUUGUCCGCUUUGUCCCCUCUCCUAUUCUGUUCUCUCCUCUUUUCCCAUUCUUACUCGUUUCCGCCUGUCAUCCUCUCCCCCUUUUUUCUUCUUUUUACUUGUUUUAUUUUUUUUUUUCCUCUCAUUCGUUUCUACAACAUCUCUUUUCGGAACGAGAACGAGAGAAGGAUGGAAUCUAUCGAAGCAGAUAUAGGUGGUUCGUAUAUAUCCCUUGUUGAACCGGACCAGCUUCUUUUAUUCGUCGUUUUCUAUUUACGGUGUACGCUAUGGUCAAUCUCCGGGGACG
Messenger RNA from Apis cerana (Asiatic honeybee), 10492 nucleotides. It is a transcript of the gene Atf-2, whose product is annotated as Activating transcription factor-2. Gene Ontology annotation, biological process: regulation of DNA-templated transcription. The record is from RefSeq and is a predicted model, not a curated record. Lineage: Eukaryota; Metazoa; Arthropoda; Insecta; Hymenoptera; Apidae. Gene Ontology annotation, molecular function: DNA-binding transcription factor activity.